Papaver somniferum (opium poppy) is the source of this 1291-nucleotide messenger RNA. Its product is annotated as putative methyltransferase DDB_G0268948. The transcript has 2 exons. The record is from RefSeq and is a predicted model, not a curated record. The coding region runs from base 127 to 1071 and encodes 314 amino acids. Lineage: Eukaryota; Viridiplantae; Streptophyta; Magnoliopsida; Ranunculales; Papaveraceae. Gene Ontology annotation, molecular function: S-adenosylmethionine-dependent methyltransferase activity.
AUAUGAUUCGACAGCACAGAGAAGCACGAAGAACCUCAUCUCUGACUCUCUCUCUCUUAAUCUCUCUCUAGUCUCCCUUGCUUUCAUAUUUGAUUUUGAACACAACAAUUUCAGAUCGAGUAAGCAAUGGCUGAAGAAACCACUGAUCUUUUAAUAAAUGAGAGCGAACUGGUUGAGGAAACUAGUGAUGCUCUAGCAGAUGAGAGUGAAAUGAGUGAAGAAUUCUAUGAUUUUCUAUCAGAUAGACCUGUUGCAGAAUACUGGGAUGGGAGACCUACAUACCUACAGGAAUGGUAUAGCAUGGUAGCAAACUUCAGCACCGGUCACUCUCGAGCUUGGGAUGUUGGUACUGGCAACGGAAUUGCUGCACAUGGUAUUGCAGAAUUCUACGAUGAAGUAAUCGCCACAGACAUAAGUGAGGUGGAACUAGAAAAAGCACGACCACACCCGAAAGUGACUUACAUGCACACUCCACCCUCCAUGUCUGACGAAGAACUAAUAUCUAAGCUCGGUGGUGAAGCUUCACUUGAUAUGAUUACGGUUGCUCAAGCAAUUCAAUAUUUUGAUCUUCCACGAUUCUACUCAAUGGUGAAUCGUGUUUUAAAGCCAGACGGUGUAAUCAUUGUCUGGGGUUACAUUAAUGAAAAAAGCGAAUUUUUCUUUAAUGGGGAAAGCGGCCCUAAAUUUCUUCCUCAAGACUUGUUAUGGGAAAGACUCCUUGAAAGUGCACUUCCAUAUCGUGGUCCCAAUGUCCGUGACAUCUCCGAUGAGUAUAAAACACUUCCUUUUCCCUUUGAGGAUGUAGGUAUAGGAGGCGAGGGGGAUCCAUUUAACCUCAUCAUACCAACAAGGUUGACUUUCGAAGGAUUUUUAGAGAUGGCGAGGGCAUGGCCGGAUGUUGCUGCAGCCAAGGAUCAAGGAGUAGAUGUAUUAUCCGAAGAGCUUAUUGAAGAAUUUCGGGCUGAUUGGGGAGAUAGGCCUGUAGACUUGAUUCCACGACCAUUUCUCUUCAAGGGAUUCAUGCUUGCGGGAUCACUUAAAAAGGAAAGUAUGGAUGUGAAUGGGAGUUGACAAGGAGGUCGCUUUUAUGUGAAUCCUGUUUGAGUGGCAUAUAAUCUCAUUGUAUUAUAAGCUUGUGAAGAAAAACUUGCUUGAACGUGUGCAAAAUUAUAGUUAUCUUCCCAUUUCCGAGUUUCAUAAUGUAAUUUGUAUUUGUUGAAGAGAGUGAUGAUUCACUUGAUUACUUGUUGUGUUUGUUUAUUUAAUAGAAAAGUUAUCAACUAGUGGAAAA